AUUCAUGGCAGGUGGUGAGAAGGCGAGUGCACGGCAAAGAACUCGAGUCCAGCCAGGGCUAGUCGGCAGAGAGAGGAGCGUUGCCAGUUCAGACAGAAGCCCUUUUCCUCUUAGCCUUUCAAAAUGCUCUGUGCAUUUAGCAAUGUAGCCACAAUAAGAAACUUCAACCCCCCUCAAAAAUAAUAAACAAGUCACAUAAUAGUCCACUUAAUUCUAAUCCUACGAUGUGCUAACAAUUGGUUUCGAAGGUCGCGUUUAAAUACGGCACUUUUGAUGGUUGCUGGAGGAAUAUCUCUUUGAGAAAUGGGUUUCGGAAGUUUGGUCAGGAGAGUGCCAGGCGGAAAUAUAGCCGGUGGCGAUUUCAACCCUUUUCCUUUUUUUCGCUGCUUUUCUCUCUCCUUAACGUUUGUGCUCGCAGAUAAGUGGCUCGAAGAGUUAAUCGGUAAUCAAAUCCAUUACCAGUGAAAAAGGGGCGCAGGCGUGUUUAUGAUGUUUUCACCGCCUGUGAGUAGUGGGAAGAAUGGACCAACGUCCCUGGGAAGUGGCCAUUUCGGGGGUUCAAGUCUGGAAGACAGAACAAGCGCUGGAUCUUGGGGAGCCGGAGGUCAUCCGAGCCCAUCCAGGAACUAUGCUGAUGGCGUGCACUAUGAACAAUUGACCAACAGGGAACUGGGAUCACAUGACAACCUUUCUACAUCCUCAUUCAUGAAUUCUCGACUUGUAGGCAAAGCAGACAGAACAUCAUUCCCAUUCGUGAGGGACUCGAGUAUGCAGGGUUGUCAGCUCCAUUUUACUGCAAUGCGAAGAGGCAUGCGAUCAAAGUCCGGUCUCCUUGGGCAUGACAUAGGUAUGGGCAGUCCGGCAGCCGUUUCACCUCCAGGCUCCAAGCCUGGGUCACAGUAUUAUCCAUAUUCCAGCAAUAAUCCCCGCCGGCGACCAAUGCAUGAUUCCUCAAUGGAAAUGCCACCGAAAAAAAUUAGGAAGGUGCCUCCAGGUUUACCAUCUUCGGUGUACGCCCCAUCAGCUAGCACUGCCGAUUAUAACAGGGAUUCGCCUGGCUACCCUCCCUCCAAGCCUCCGUCCAGUUCAUUUUCUAGUUCAUUCUUUAUGCAAGAUGGGCAUCACAAUUCCGAUCCAUGGAGUUCCUCUGGUGGAAUGAAUCAGCCCACUUAUGGAGGCAUGCUGGUAAACUCUUCCCAGGUUCCACAGUCCAGCAGUUACUGCAACCUGCAUCCACAAGAUCGCCUGAAUUACACGUCGCACUCCUCAACGAACAUCAAUGCCAGCCUCCCACCUAUGUCCAGUUUCCACCGCAGUGGCACAAAUCACUAUGGCGCUUCCUCCUGCACACCGCCAGCCAACGGAACAGACAAUAUCAUGGUCAGCAGAGCAGGAGGAUCAACUGGCAGCUCGCAGACUGGCGAUGCACUGGGCAAAGCACUCGCAUCAAUCUACUCGCCAGACCAUACCAACACCAGUUUCCCUUCAAAUCCAUCAACGCCCAUCGGGUCUCCGCCAACACUCACAGCAGGUAGCUCUGUGUGGUCCAGGAAUGGAGGCCAAGGUCCCCCCUCUCCCAAUUAUGAAGGUCCACUUCAUUCUUUGCAAACCCGGAUUGAAGACCGCCUGGAAAGAUUGGAUGAUGCCAUACACGUCCUGCGAAACCACGCAGUGGGACCAUCGACAGCCAUGCCCAGUAGCCACAGCGACCUGCAGAAUUUAAUAGGACCGUCACACAACGGGCCCAUGGGUGGCUUAGGAUCAGGAUAUGGGCCAGGUUUGCUGUCAACCAACAGACAUCCUUUAAUGGUGGGAGGUCAUCGUGAAGAUGGUGUUGGGCUUCGAGGCAGCCAUGCAAUUGUGUCAAAUCAAGUGCCAGUCCCACAGCUUCCAGUGCAGUCAGCCACAUCUCCUGACAUUAACCAGUCCCAGGACCCAUACCGGGCACUCUCCAGCAGCCUGCAAGGGCAGAGUGUGUCUUCUGUCAGCUCAGAUGUAAAGUCAGAGGAUGAACCAGAUGAGAAUCUGCAGGAUUCAAAAUCCACAGAUGACAAGAAGGGCGAUGAGGACAAGAAGGAUAUCAAGAUAUUAAAUAGGUCACUAUCUAGCAAUAAUAAUGACGACGAAGACCUUUCUCCGGAACAGAAGGCUGAGCGUGAGCGAGAAAGAAGAAUGGCAAACAACGCUCGUGAACGUCUGCGUGUGCGUGACAUCAAUGAAGCGUUUAAGGAACUUGGUCGCAUGGUGCAGCUCCACCUGAAAAGUGACAAGCCACAGACGAAGCUCUUGAUCCUUCACCAGGCAGUUGCUGUUAUUUUGAGCCUGGAACAGCAAGUCCGAGAGAGGAACCUGAACCCUAAAGCAGCUUGUCUGAAAAGAAGAGAGGAGGAAAAGUUGUCAACAGAUCCACCGCCACUCUCCCUUGCAGGAAUCAACCCGAAUAUGGGAGACACAUCCAACCAUAUGGGCCCAAUGUGAAAAGAGGCCCAUGGUGCCAGAUCAACAAAAAUAAGUGAGAGACCGCUUCCUUGACAACUGUAUUAUCUUACAACAAUGUAAACACUCUGCCCAAUCCCCUUUUUUUGUAAAAUGGAGACACAUUAAAAGCAGUCACGAAAAUGAAUCACAGACGAGAGAGAGAGAGAGAGAGAGAGAAAGAAAAAAGAAAAAAAGAAAGAAAGAAAGAAAGAAAGAAAGAAAGAAAGAAAGAAAGAAAGAAAGAAAGAAAGAAAGAAAAAAGAAAGAAAAAAGAAAGAAAGAAAGAAAGCGAGGAAAAAGAGAAUACUGCAUUCCCUACAAGCAAAGUACGACUCGGGGGACAAACUCUAAACAUAUCAUUCAGAAUGUUGAGCAGUAUGUUGCAAGCUGUUAAUGUACAGCCCAGAGACUGAAUGGCAAUCUUCUCCACACUGUGGAAAAUGCAUUUGUGCCUGAACUUCUGUAAAAAAAUAAAAGUAAAAAAAAAUCAAUUUGUAGGUUGAAAAAAAUAUUUAUUUGAAAUCGUAACCUUGCAAUAAUGAAAAGUGUACUUCUGAUUAAAAAAAAAAAGGAAAAAAUACAAUUGAACAUUUUUGUUUUGUUGGUGUUCUAGUCAGCUAGUGUUUGUUCUCUGGAGAGAGUGAAGCUUUGCUGCCCGUCUACAUCCAGUAUUCACAAAAACCAGCAACUGUCCUAAUGGUAACUUAGGUGAUGACUGCUUAGCCAUUCCUUUGUCUGCAUGGGAGUAACUGAUGGAAAUAUGGGCCUGUUGGUGAUGUAAUCCGUAUGUAUAUUGCAAUGCCUUUUCUUUCGUGAUUUGUUUUUCAUUCCUGUUAUUUUCGUGCAACUAUAUAUAGUAUUUGAUGGAAAAUAGGUCACACCUUCUGCCUUUUAGAAAAUCUUGGGGGGUUUUUUGUUGGAAACUAAAAGUGAGUAAUGACAUGAAAACGUUUUUGAAUUUAGGUGUGAUAUUAUGACAGUUCAUCAUGUGUGGAGCCCAGCAAAACUGAGUAGAAUAUUCUGAUUAGAAUACAGAUGUCCUGAUUACAAAAGUAAACUCUGUCCAGUUUGAAGCCCGGCAGAUUAGGUAGUGAUUGGAAGUCAAUGACGCAGUGGAUAAUAAGGCACUGCCUUGUGGCACUGAGCCUCAGGAGACCAGGAACGAAGCUGGGCUCAAACUGUACUGUUUGCCUAUUUGGUUGAUCUAAACCAAGCCAAUGAUAUGGGGGCUACAACUGGAGGACAGAAAGGUGGGUCAGUAUUCUCAUUCCCAAUCACCAAUCAGUAAACAGUGCAAGGAAAUGCAUGUGGACGGAUGCUGGACCUGACUCCCCCCUCCCCCACCCCCCCCCCCCCCCCUCCCGCCCGUGUGUUAUUUGCUCUCUGGGAUCAAUGCUUCAUUGGGAUAGCUGGUGCCCAUCGGACUAUGCUUCAGGAUCGAGUUGACUGCGGCAAAAAUUGGUUAGACACAGAUGUAGGAAGUGGAGAACAUGAUGUCAUGUCAGUCAGUUAUGGAUAAAUAUAUGGGAACCUUAAAGCUCUUAUAAAUGGGGGCUCCCACAAUAAUAUAUACAAAAUAUUAUAACAGCUAAAAUAUCCAUUUGCAUUCCAUUUUUAACCAUUGUUCCUAAUACUGUACGUGUGUGCUGUGUAUAUAUAAUAAUAGUUUUAAGAAAUAGCCACUCCAUGUGACAGGUGUGACUUAUGCUCCUGGAUGUGAAACAUGAAAACCUGCAAUUCUCCCUUUGAUUUAUUGUAAGUGUUUGGUUACAGUAGCUUCCACAUUUUUUUUAAGCAUUUGUACUAAACCUGGAUGAUAUAGUCCUGCACACCAGUUUCCCCCUAGGAUCCACCUGAAGAGACAGCUUAGUUCUAUGCAUGUCAGGAGUAGUGAAAACAAGUGCUUUCAGGCAGGUGUACUGCAGACUUAUUUAUGCAAUGUAAAGUGAAGUAUGUAUUUACUUCAAUGUAUAAAGAAAGUUAGGAUAUUAAAGCUAAUUUGCUAAUUUGAAACAAGCAAGAUCUGCGCACUUGCACACACAUGCUGACCAUCUCAGUGCACAGUCGUGGCACAAGUUGCAUUUUCUCUGUGAGGUUAUGGCCUUUUUUUUAAAGUUAAUGAUAAAGCUAGACAGUUGUUUAUUUUUUAAUUAUUAUCUGAUGACCUUUGAGGACACUCUCUUCACUUAAAUCGGAAUUGUUAGAAUCUCCAAUUGACAACGGGGCUGAAGAUGUAAUUUUACUCCUGGAGGUGCUUGGUCUCAGAGCAGUUCUGUGCUCAUUGGGAAUUCUAGGAGCCAUCACAAUUUUCAGUAAAUCUGUUGUCUUCCUGAACAACAGACAUGAGCGCUUAUUAGGAAAGUGAUUCUUCGAGAGCUGCUGCAAAGCGACCUCAAAUGGGUCAUUUGCAUUUCAGAUUUCAAUUGGAGAUAUAUCAGAGUCCAAAGCCAUUUUCACCCACAAUGAUUCCUUGUCUGGGUCUGGACUUGGUAAAAGGUGGCAGGUUCUGUACUGGGUGAACAUUAGAGUUCCGAGAAGCAUGCAGUAAAUUUGUACCAAGACAUCUUCUCUCGCUAGAUUGGUAUACAUUCAUUAGUGGCUUGACAAUUUAGCCAUCUAGAUUGCUGAUUCAAUUAUUUGUACCAGUGCAUAUAUACAGUAACUUCCAGAUCCAUAGGCCUGGCUUUAUAGCUGUUAAUUGGAAGGAGUUAUUUUUUUACCAACUCAUUUAUGUGGAGAACUCAGCUUGACACUGUGGAUAUUUCCUGACGAAAGGUCCCAUUAACCCUUUUGAGUAACAAUUUCUUUAAUCGCUUCACUGGCAAAGACAAAACAAAGCUACCUUCAACCUCUCAAUGCUGUUGGGUAGGGAGUUCUAGGAAUUAGAUCCAUUGUGGAUGAAGGAACAUCCACUGUGAAUGAAGGAAUUCACAUUCAAAUAUGAAUGUUUCACACUGUCUUCACAUUUGCAGGGAACUUGCAGGGCACAGCUUUCAUAUGUGCCCGCUGCUCUUGAUCUUCCAAAUGUUGCAGAGUUCCCCAUUGAAUCCCACUCUUUAAUCCAAGAUGGACAGCACAUUGAAAUAAUUUGUCUUAAUCAUCACAUUUUCUGAGUCCGCAUUAAUUUUGGCUUCUCUUCCAAUAAAUACAGCACUUCAUAUAUUACACCAGGAUAUCCUGCAGACAAAUGGCUUUCUGGCCUCAAUUGCUUUUGCUCUUGCAAUCACCCAGAUUCUGCCAGAGAGGAGCGACUCUCCUAUUCUCACACAUUCCCCUCAAUGCAAAGGAUGUGAAGAACACUGCACUCAGCAUAGUUUAGGAAUCCAGUACACAAUGCGUUGUUUCCAUACCAGCCUCAUUUUCCAAGCACAGCAUUAAACCUUUGCUUAUUUGCCUCCAUUAAGAUUUCUUGUGACAUUAAAAACUUACAUAAAAUUGUCUGGUAAUUGACAAUUUAAAAGCCUUUUCAUGCUCAAAGGGUUAAAGUCACAGACUGCAGGGUUACCAAUGGCCACGGAAAGAAUGUCAUUUAUCAAAUCAUAAUUAAAGGAUUCCAAUGCAGCACAUUUCUAAUGAAUGCUUUCUAUUUUUGCCCAUGAACAGUAUCCCUGAAUUACAAUUGCUGCAUAGAGAGUGGAUGGGAAUGACACAUGGGAGAUUUUAACUUUGGCUCAGGUAUGUGCUUACCCAGAUUCUAGAGUAUCAGGAAUCUGGUAGAAGAGCUCAGGCCAUGCAUAUUACACAGCAAAACAGCAAGACAUCAGAGCACACUUUUGCUACCCAAUGCACAUACUGCAUGGAAAUCCAAACAUGCUGAAAUAAUGUGUCAUGAUAUGCUUGAACCUGGCACUGCCUGGUCCCAGUAACAAAGCACAUUUCCAUGCAGCAAGUACUGUGGGAAAGGAUAUAGAUCACAGCACAAAACAUGAAAAUGGAACAAUUUAAUCAAUCAGUGCCGAUAGCAAUUAUAGCAACACUGCCUGCUACAAUAUUUUAAAAUAGUUAAUAUUUAAGGUUCUCAUUGUUUUCUUUCAUUUCUUU
Messenger RNA from Amblyraja radiata (thorny skate), 6519 nucleotides. RefSeq names its product transcription factor 4 (gene tcf4). The record is from RefSeq and is a predicted model, not a curated record. The coding region runs from base 487 to 2478 and encodes 663 amino acids. Gene Ontology annotation, molecular function: DNA-binding transcription factor activity, RNA polymerase II-specific; RNA polymerase II cis-regulatory region sequence-specific DNA binding; protein dimerization activity. Gene Ontology annotation, biological process: regulation of transcription by RNA polymerase II. The transcript has 20 exons. NCBI's taxonomy places the organism in Eukaryota, Metazoa, Chordata, Chondrichthyes, Rajiformes, Rajidae. Gene Ontology annotation, cellular component: transcription regulator complex; chromatin.